UCUCCUCCUCUCUCUCUCCCUCCCUCCCUCCCGUCCUCCCUCUUUUUCUAUCUUUCUCUUUCUCUAUCCAGAUUAUCCUACCGUUUUCUUUUUGUUCCCUUUCCUCUCUUUCUUUUUCUUAAAGUGAUUUAUUGGUUGCUCUUGCCGCUCUUUAAUUUCAGUUUCGUCGGUAUUAAUACCGUACUGACUUGUCUGAUCUUUGGCUCUUUCAUUGUGUCCCUUCGUGACCAUAACCAUACGUACCAUACUUCGUCCUAAGCUCUACCCCCCUCCUCGACAACCCUCGUUUUACAAAGCGUCUCACCCACACCUAUAUUCAUCCUCUCUCUUUCUUCCUCGCUCUUUUUCUGCCUCCGCUCCACCCCGGUUUAUCGGCCGAUCGCAGUGCAAAUUCGUUUCGUGACUGUGCUGUGUGGGUUUCUUGCUUGCUGCACAUCUAACCAGUGUCGAGAAGAUCACCGAAAACUGUGGAUAACGCUGCUCACCGGCCGAGCAACGCCAGUCAGAAAAAUCCAGCAACGACCUACAAGUACGAAAUAAGAGAAAAAAGAGUAGUGAUAGAACCGACGGCACGGUAUCAUUUCGAGCAGGCGCCACGAGCGAUAACACCGCUAAUAUGUCCGUGAGAAUGGAAAACGUAGCCGCGCCGAGGAAGCUCAACUAUAAAAUGAUGGGUACAAACGGUCCAAGACCGACGUACGUGGGUGCUAAUAAUGGUAACGCCGGUGGUGCCGGGGGCGGCGGCGGCGGCGGCGGUGGAGGCGGUGGCGGCGGCGGCGGCGCUACAGGCGGUGGCGUUGGCGUUGGCCCGGCAAGUGGCGGCGGCGGAGGUGGAGGUGGUGGCGGCGGCGGUGGUGGAGGCGGGCACGGAUUGAAGGGGAACACCGGCGGUGGACCACGAGGCGGGAACCCGGUGCAGUAUCGUGCGAGCGGUGCCGCAGCUUGGGGCGCAGCGCCGCCCUCUCAUGCGGCUGCGGCUGCGGCUGCGGCGGCGGCAGCGUAUCCACCUUACACGCGGUAUCCAAGCGCAGCGGCUGCAGCUGCGGCCGGCCAGAUGCCCGUCGGAGCACAGCAACUACCGCCUACGGCGAAUCCUUACGCCACCGCCACCUACGCACAACACGCGUCGUAUGGUGGACAACGGGUGCCUACAGCCUCUUCUCCAGCUAAUACUAAUAGUAGUUCUAGCAGUGCUACCGGCAGUCGAAGUGGGACAAUGAGCACAAGUCUUAGCAAUAAUGCUAUACAAGGACAACAGGCAGAACAGUUAUCAAAAACAAAUUUGUAUAUUCGUGGCCUCAACCAAAAUACAACUGACAAGGACCUCGUAAAUAUGUGUUCUCAAUAUGGAACUAUUACUUCAACAAAGGCAAUUUUGGAUAAAAAUACAAAUAAGUGUAAAGGUUAUGGAUUUGUAGACUUUGAGUCUCCAGUGGCGGCUGAGGGUGCUGUGAAAGCACUGGUCGCCAAGGGCAUCCAAGCGCAGAUGGCGAAAGUGGGUAUCUGGUUGCUCCCUAGACUGCCCAGUGUACGUUGGUUGUGCAUGCAAAUUGAACAACAGGAGCAAGACCCCACCAAUUUGUAUAUUGCAAAUCUACCACUGAACUUCAAAGAAAAUGAUGUUGAGGGUUUACUUGCUCAGUAUGGGCAAGUUAUUUCAACACGCAUAUUACGUGAUACUGCUGGACAAAGUAAAGGCGUUGGAUUUGCAAGAAUGGAGUCUAAAGAAAAAUGUGAACAAAUAAUUCAGAUGUUUAAUGGAAAGGCACUACAAGGAGCUAAAGAUCCCCUAUUAGUGAAAUUUGCAGAUGGUGGUAAUAAGAAAAAAUCAUUAUACAAAAGUACAAUAUGGAGAGAAACUGGAGAGAACAUGACUUUGAAUUACGAUACAAGCGGUGUUGGUCAAAACGGGGUUGCAACUACUCACAUGUUACCUACAGCCUUAACACAAUAUAGUCGUCAUUAUGGUCAAGCUUUACCUGGUUACAGUGUACCAGGAACGCCUUGGGUGACUCCUUAUUUGGUGCAGACUGCCCCUCCACAUAUGCAACAGGUCGACAUGAUGCCAUCAGCUGAUCCUAGUAAUCCACAAUACAGUAUGAUUCCUCAACUUACUACACAAAUGUCGACGUUACAUCUUGGCACUGGUUCCUACAUAGCAAGUCCACAUCCUUAUCCUUAUACUUACCCUCCUAGCAUUAUUCAUACCAUGCCGUUGGGUGACUCUGAACAAACAAGUAAUGCGGCGUCCCCUGAUGAUUCUUAUCAACAGUAUCAAGCUCAGCAGCCCAAGUAGGCUACGGUUUUUAGAUACGAUUACACCGAGGAUUAUGUAAGUUAGGAGACCCACAUCUGUUGAUACGAAGGAUUAUAUUAAUGAAGAAUAGAUGAGACUAAAUACAUUACAUAAAGUCAGAUAAGAUUCUUCCUCAUGAUAAUUGACUUGCCAGCCAUCUUUUAUACAUUUUAUCCAUCAGAUAAAUAGGUGAAAGUAGUUAAUAUUUUCCAACGAUUAGAAAAUGAAUGUUGUCAUAAGAACGGCGUACGAGUGCUCGUGUCUACGUUGUUCGGCACCAGCACGGCUCCAUACGCUGUAACGUCAACACAUCAUUACGACAGUGACAAAACUGAUAUUCUGCGACGGACAGUUUUAGUGUCAAGCUGAUAGGCUUCCAGGAUUAACUUUAGGUAUUACAUUUACUAAGGAAACGUUAAGUCGAAGCUGAACGCUUGAGAGUGUGAAUAAAAUAUUUUAACAAAAACUGUAAACUAUAAAAGAAACGCUGCUCAGAAAUAUACAAAAGAGAAUUCUUCCCAAGAAAUAAUAAUAAUAAUAAUAUACAGAAAAAAAGCACUUCCAAAUGCUAGAGUUGAUAAAAAAAAAGAGAAAAAAAAUAACAUUCAGAUUCAGUUACUUAUCAGUAGCUACCGGACUUUCGUGCCAGCUGGCUGGCCGGUGGCUGGGCUGCGAAAAGAAGAGGCCGUGAAUCAGUAUCUUAACAGAAGAUGCUGACAUCAGUGUCUUUAUAAGAGAGGAUACUGACAAAAAAAUUAACUCUUCCUUAACAGCGUACACCACCCCAUCCACUAACUGCACUCUCAUCAUAUUAUUUCUUUUUGUUUUCUUCUGUUUCGUUCAGACAUUCCAAGUCAGGCAUAUAUAUUGUAUGUAUUGCCACGCGGAGAUUUUUAUCUACUUUUACAAGUACAGUUCGCGUUCUCUUUUAAUCACGGACGAAUAUAUUUUAUGGAUGAAAAAGAAGUGAAGAUUUUGAGAGAGAGAGAGAGAGAGAGAGAGAGAGAGAGAGCGAGCGAAAGAGAGAGAGAAAGAGAGAGAACAAAAGAUGAAGCUUUAUUUCUAAACGAAAAAAACUUCAGGAUAUAUGUAAUUAUUAUAACAAGAAGGAAAGGAACAUAGUACUUUUUAGAGGAUUUAUAUUUAUGAGUACAGUUACUACGAAUCGAUAUCAGUUUUAAUUGUACAGUGAAUACAGAUAUUUUUUUUAGAAUUGUGCCUUUUCAGACAAAUCCGCUAGACAGGGAUAUGCUGAAAAAUAUUAUAAUAUAUUUUUACGUCAGUAUGUAAAUGCGAAACUUGAGCCAAAUUUUGAUCUUCUAGUUAAGAGAAUAUAAUUGUUUUUGCGUUGUAGCCAGUUAAAUAUCACUAUGUUUGUUUUUUGGUUACAAAUUCGAAUAGAUUUUGUAUGUGUAUAGUUGCCACUAACGGGAUUGACGGGCCGAAAACCACCUAUACGGUUCGUGCGGAGUCUAGGAACUGAAAGAAGGGAAAAAAAAAAAGAAAUCAAAUGGCGGAUCAUUGUAAACCGAGACUAAUUCACACCGCCCGAGAAAAAAUGAGACAGAGAGAAAGAGAGAGAGCGAGUGAGAGAGAAAGAGAGAGAGAGAGAGAGAGAGAGAGAGAACGAGAGAAAACAGAGUAGGCUUGUUACAACGGAAUAUGAUAGAUAGAGUGUAAAUUAAUUUAUUAUAUCGAACGAAUAAAAUCGCGUUGCAAACGAAAACGAAAACGAAAAAAGAUAAUGGGACUGGAGCAGAACGAUUGGCGAGAGGAUCGAACGCGAGGAAACAAAAAGAAACAGGAAGUAUAACUCGAGGAUUUUCUAUCUGUGCGUGAUAUCUUAAAAAAAGAGAGAGAGAGAGAGAGAGAGAGAGAGAGAGAGAAAACACUAAUAUCUAAGAAAAAAAAAAAAAAGAAAAGAACACCCUCCUCUCCUGCGUUCCUCUAAGCCCGUUUUUACAUCCGGCACAGUUUUUCACAUUGUCUGACUUCUUAGAUCGAAUCGAGGAACGAUUAGAAAGCUUUCUACCAAAUAUUAAGAGCUCUGGGCUCGAAGUGGCGGGCAGGUAGUUAGAUAGAGUUAGAGAGAGGCGAUCGUAGCUAUUAUUAUAAUAUUACAAUAAUAUGCUGUAUUAUUAUAAUUAAUGAUUACUAUUAUUGACGUCAUCUAAAGUAUGAAAGAUUUUUACACUGUUGAGACUUGAAGUAAAUAAUAUAUUUAGUUUAUUUUGGUACAUCACGAUUUGAUGACGAGAUAAAAGAUGAAAAAAGUGGUAUGAGCUAUUUUUUAAGAGACCGAUUAUUACUCGAUUUGAGUCCAUGCAUGAAGGGAGGUUAAAGAGGAAAGAAAGAGAAAAAAAAAAAUAAAAGAGCAAGAGGAAGAAAGAAGGAAAGAGGCGAAAGGGAAAACCUAUUUGCGAGAGUGUGUAAAUUGUUGCACAAGCGAUUGUCACCACGACUGACAACAAAAAUCACAUGUGAUUAAAUAGUGAAUUUUGAAGAAUUUUACUAAUAGACUUGUACUAAAUAACUAAUUAUUAUUGUGACGACCAAAACAAAAAAAAAAAAAGCAGCAUUUUUUGUAGUGCUGACCGGGAGAGCGGGAGAACGAUGGUUCGGCCGACAUAAACGCCAACUCCCGCAGAUACGGAGCCGCACUGGAGGGCAGGCAGAGAGGAGAGAAAGAGAGAGCGAGGAAGAUCAAUGAAUGCGAGACAACGAGCGAAAAAAACGUGGAAAAUUAUAAUUAGAAGGUGAAUGAAAGUACGUGAGCGUUCUUUAUUCGAAGCAAGACGAUGUAUAUGAAAAGAAAAGGCAAACAAAAAAGUGAAUGACAAAAGGGAGGGAGAAAGAAGAGAUGGAACAUGGAAUAUAAAUAAAGAGAGAAAGUAAGAGUGAACGGUGAGAGAAGACGAGAGCAAAUGCGUCGUAAUAUAUUGUAUAGAACAUGCGAAGAGGACACUGCAAGAUGUGUAGUUAGUGUUGACUAUGAAUAUAUAGGAUAGGUACCAUUUUUUGGAUAUAGGAUAAUCGAUUAAGUGAUUAAGUUUAGGUAGAUAGUUAGCUGAUAGUUAGGAUAUAUAUAUAUAUAUAUAUAUAUAUAUAUAUACACACACAUAAAUAUAUAUAUAUAUAUACAACUGCCUCUCCUCGUUAAAAAAAUCCCCCCCAAAAAAAAGAAAAAAAAAAGGAAAACACACAUCAGGCGAGGCACCGUUCAGCCUAUGCACUUCGCACCCGUCAAGACUGACUGGCUAUUCAUAUUAAUAAUAAAUAUAUAUUAUUCUACAACAUAUUAUCUACUGUAAUAUAAAUAGUAAGGACUGCUUGCUGCGCACCGCGGGUCGGGUGCUUGGGCUGGCCGGGCGUGGUUUACGAAAGAAAAAAGAAAAAAAAACCAAUCUCUUUUCUGGAGACGCGACGUUUCCAAGCAAUGCUGCUUUCCGUAAGCUUUCUCUAGAAUUUCUAGCGUAGCCUCUUUUUAGAAUAGAUUCACAACUAGUAGUCGUAGGCUGAUGAUGUAGAAAGACGAGAAUAAAAAGGAAAAAAAUUGUAGGAUGUUUUUAAGUAACGAAACAAAAA
Messenger RNA from Frieseomelitta varia, 5881 nucleotides. It is a transcript of the gene shep, whose product is annotated as protein alan shepard. Gene Ontology annotation, cellular component: cytosol; nucleus; ribonucleoprotein complex. The transcript is spliced from 12 exons. The record is from RefSeq and is a predicted model, not a curated record. Lineage: Eukaryota; Metazoa; Arthropoda; Insecta; Hymenoptera; Apidae. Gene Ontology annotation, molecular function: poly(A) binding; mRNA 3'-UTR binding; poly(U) RNA binding. Bases 617 to 2296 code for a protein of 559 amino acids.